Eucalyptus grandis is the source of this 360-nucleotide messenger RNA. Its product is annotated as exosome complex component RRP43-like. The transcript has 3 exons. The record is from RefSeq and is a predicted model, not a curated record. Lineage: Eukaryota; Viridiplantae; Streptophyta; Magnoliopsida; Myrtales; Myrtaceae. Gene Ontology annotation, biological process: nuclear polyadenylation-dependent mRNA catabolic process; U4 snRNA 3'-end processing; U5 snRNA 3'-end processing. The coding region runs from base 40 to 360 and encodes 106 amino acids. Gene Ontology annotation, cellular component: cytoplasmic exosome (RNase complex); nuclear exosome (RNase complex).
UCUCUUUGCCGGAAAUCACCAUUUGUAGAUAGCCAUAAAAUGGGGACGCCGAAUGCUGUCGGAGAUUGGUCGUCGGAGAUGGAGGUCAAUGCUUUCAGACGCCUCUUCCCUCUUCGCUACUAUGAGCGGCAUCUCUCCGAAUCGAUACGGCCCAACGCCAGACCCCUGAAAAAAGCCAGCGAUACUAUUGUGUCCCUUGGGACUGUUGCAUCCUCUGAUGGGUCUGCGCUGGCAAAGAUUGGUUCCACCACAAUGUUGGCUGCUAUAAAAAUGGAAGUCAUGACUCCUUCUGUUGAUUCGCCUGAUGGAGGCAGAAUAGGUAAGCAGCCAUGGACCACUCAAUCGCUUUUCUUUUACUAG